AUGGAGCGAUCUGAGAUCAUCCCCCAAACCAAGGCCGAUCUAGGCAGCGGGCACCUGUUCUAUCAUUUCUCGCUGAGUACAGAAGAGAAGAACGCCCCCAACCCGGCCUUUGAGCACCAGAUCGCCUUCUUCGAGAGCCAUUUCACCGAGUUGAAGUACGGUCUCCUCAGCGGAGCGUCUGGCAGCGAAGACCAUCACCUUCGGUGGUAUGUUGACGGAACCUCGCACUGGGCGACCGAGUUGGAAGCUGGCACCUGGUACAACUUUGCCUACGACAUCGACUUUGACGCGCAGACGGUGGGCCUUUGGACCUCCAACGGAUCUCACCCCCUGACGCAGGUGGUCUCUGGGAUCAGCGCCUCAACUUCGACGAACUCGGCGGACUGGCACAUUGGGGAGUUGCGACUGGAUAACGGUGGCUCGGAUUCGGCUGCAGAGGAUUGGUUUUGGUCUGGAAUCUUCGUUGAGAAGGCGCCGAUCACGGCUGCCAUUGCGGGCCCGUGA
This is a messenger RNA of Penicillium olsonii, 504 nucleotides long. NCBI's taxonomy places the organism in Eukaryota, Fungi, Ascomycota, Eurotiomycetes, Eurotiales, Aspergillaceae. The record is from the annotation of a GenBank genome assembly.